AACUGAUUUAUUGACUGUUCACAGAAAUGGCACAGUCUUUAAGUAAAAGUAGCAAAAAAAAAAACCAGCACAAGUAAAUAGUCCUGCAUUUAAAAUGAACUUAAAGCAUCAAAACUAAAAGUAUUCAUCAUGCAUCAAGUAUUAUCAUUGAUUAUCUUACUAGAAUAAAUUAAAUGUAGUCAAGCUGAGGAGUAAUAAGAAACAGAAAAUGUUAAUACUGAAGUGACAGUGCAUCAAAUUUAUACUUAGGUAAAUGUAUUUUAGGCUACUAUUGAUCUUCUAUGAGAGACCAAACUAGUACAGAUACUGAAUAGGCAACAUUUAAGCAUAUCAACGUGUGCAUAUUGUCUUGCCAUGUAAAUACAGUGGAAGUACCGAAGUUAUUAAUGCUUCUGUUGUCUCUCUGUGUCCAAAACAACACUGUAAGAUGAAAUCUCCCAGCCGGAAAUUCUACCAGUCAGCUGAGCAACGAAAUUCUUUGGCGGGAAACAAUUUGUCAGUGAAUAACAAAAUGGUUAACAGUUUAUAACACGAUGGGAUCCCGGGCACCAGAACUGUCUUCUGAAAUUGAUAAACUCCGGGUUCAGCUGCUGAACAAUGUCCAAGUCCUGACAGAUUGCCUGCGAGUCGAGGAGGAAAUCAGCCACAGGGAAAUUUUGACCCGUAUUGAAAACAUAAUCCUAGGAAUAGUGACCAGUCUGUCCAAAGAUGAGGCCCCUGUCCUGGCACUGCCCAACAGGUCCAGCUGGGCCAACGUCAGUUUUGACAGUGCCAUCGGGCUUCAGAUGAGUUCAGGAAGUUCUGUCAGCACCAUUAGGAGCGACUGUCCUUCAUCUGUCACCAAAUUUGCACAAAUUCUCAAGAUUCUUUCAGUCAUCUACAGACUCGUGCAGAGCAACUCAUAUGCUACGAAAAGAGACAUCUAUUACAACAAUACACAGCUGUUUGGUUCACAGACAACAGUUGACAGCAUUGUGGAUGAUAUUUCCUGCAUGCUAAAGGUUCCUCGCAGAUCACUUCAUGUGUUGGCCACGUCCAAGGGAUUAAUCGCAGGUGAUCUGCGUUACAUGGAGGAGGAUGGCACAAGGAUCGAUUGCCACUCCAGUUCUGCUGCUGUUGCAGUUUCGUCAAAUAUUAGUGGGAUUAGAAAUAUUGUAUCAUCUGCAAAAUUUGUGAUGAUAGUUGAGAAGGAUGCAACUUUCCAGAGACUGCUAGAUGACGACUUCUGCACAAAGCUCUGUCCUUGUAUCAUAAUCACAGGUAAAGGCGUGCCAGAUGUUAACAGCAGGUUGAUGGUGAGGAAGCUUUGGGACACGCUGCACAUCCCCAUCUUUGCCCUGGUGGAUGCCGACCCUCACGGCAUUGAGAUCAUGUGUAUCUACAAGUACGGAUCAGUGGCCAUGUCGUUUGAGGCCCACAGCCUAACCGUCCCCAGCGUUAUGUGGCUAGGCCUCCUCCCCUCUGACCUCCAGAGGUUGCGGGUUCCAGAGGACGCUCUGAUCCCCCUCACCAAGAGAGAUGAAAGCAAACUCAGUAGCCUCCUUAAAAGGCCGUACUUAACCAGCCAACCAGACUGGCAGAAAGAGAUGGAACUGAUGCAGCAGACGAGGGUCAAGGCUGAAAUACAGUCCCUGGCAGCCAUAGCGCCUGAUUUCCUCACCAGCAUUUACCUGCCCAACAAGCUGCGUUAUGGGGGCUGGGUAUGAGCACAAUGCUGCCAUCUAGUGGAAGGAAAAAGGAACAGUUGCAGCAGGUUGCAAAGCAAAAGAGAGAUUGUCUAUUUAACUGUCCUACCUAACCUUGACAGAAAAAUAUAAAUUUGAGUUUGUAAUGUUUGUAACGUUUGAAUAUUUAUCACCAAGGACAUGUUUGUGUUUCAGAAAUGUCUCAACAUAUCAUUAAAACCUCUAAUUCCAUGAGAGGAGAAGUCAGAGCAUUGUCCUGGUCAUUCUCUUUAUCUUUAGUGGUUUGGAACUGGAGUAUCUGUGAGGCAGAUAAGUCAUUAAUGUACAGUAAAACAGAUCAAUGAUCAUGCUGUAGUUCUUUAUGUAAUGUAUUCUCCAGCAGGUGGAAACAGUGUGUGGAUUGGAUGCAUGAAUCAGUGACAGUGAAGGAAGAGGUAAAGAGCUCAUACUAUCUGCUCUGUCGUAGAUGUUGGUCAGUCAUCGUCACAGACACACUUAG
Lates calcarifer (barramundi perch) is the source of this 2184-nucleotide messenger RNA. RefSeq names its product SPO11 initiator of meiotic double stranded breaks (gene spo11). The record is from RefSeq and is a predicted model, not a curated record. Bases 534 to 1706 code for a protein of 390 amino acids. Lineage: Eukaryota; Metazoa; Chordata; Actinopteri; Centropomidae. Gene Ontology annotation, molecular function: ATP binding; DNA binding; DNA topoisomerase type II (double strand cut, ATP-hydrolyzing) activity. Gene Ontology annotation, cellular component: nuclear chromosome. Gene Ontology annotation, biological process: reciprocal meiotic recombination; meiotic DNA double-strand break processing; meiotic DNA double-strand break formation. The transcript is spliced from 13 exons.